ACAGGUGAGACAGGUGGACCCGUCAGCUACAACGCCUGGACUCUACAUCAGCAGCAGCCUACACACACACCUCUGCAUACUGACUGCAACAUCGGGCGAAGCACAAUGAGUGCAGAUGGAAGAAAAGAACCGCCUCCUUAUGUCAUACCAGUUGAAGGUCAGGGGGAUGGAGUGAAGGUUUACCACCUCCACAGCCCAUUCACACCUCCCACCACACAGGAAAGCUCAACUGCCACGCCAGUGUACACCAGCGGAGGAGGCACCUUCGGUGCAGGUUUCGAUUCUGAAGAUGGCAAAAGGAAGUUUGUGAGCUACGACACAGCGUUGGGGAGUAACCCCGGCAUGACGACCUGUGCUUCCUGCCAGCAGCAGGUCAUGACCAACGUCACCUACAAAGCAGGGACGUAUGCCUGGCUGAUGUGCUUACUCUUCAUCUGCUGCGGGUUAGUGCUGUGCUGCUGCCUGAUUCCUUUCUUCAUGAAAAAGUUCAAGGAUGCGUACCACACCUGCCCCCGCUGCAACAGAGUCCUGCACGUCGAGAAGAAAAAAUGCUGCAAAUGACGAACAUGAGGGCAGAAAUGGACCCAUAGAAAUCUGAAAUGACAUUCUGUCACCGUUGUCUGUGUUUGGGAUGUAGCUUAUUUCUAUGGAUGAGCCAUUGCAUUAGCUUAGGCUGAGGCAAGCAUCAUAUUAUAGCAAACAGACUGGGAGUGAUUGUGUCGCCGGAGCUUUUAAACCUCUGGCAAGUUAAAUCAAGCACAGCCCAUGCACUUUUUGGGAGCCGUUUUAUUUUUGUCCCGUUCCAGCAGAAUAAAAAACACUUUCUCACACUUUCUCUGCCGUACUCACAAACUUCUGCAUAUAUUAUGUUGUUAAAAUGAAGGCUUGUACAUAAACUUUGUCAGAUACUUUAUGUCUCAAGGGAUUGUUCAUUUGAAAUUGAAACGGACGAGCUGUCCAUUGGAAGGGGUGGUCACAGCUUCUGAGUAAAGAGCAGCACUGUAAAACAAGCCAGCACAAGAGUGAAUUACACCAGAGCAGGGAGAGAAAAGCUGAAUAUUUGCUCAUCAGUUACUGCACGAUGAACUGGUGUUGGCACACUCCAGAACGAAAUUAGACCAAUGUGGCUUUUUUUAUAUGUUGUCAGCCCUGAAAUUACUGAGCAUGCUUGGACUCUGUUAUGUCCUGUUAUUAACUAUUUUAUAACAUUAUUUCUCUAAUAAAAGCAGACCAUAUAGACGAUA
Messenger RNA from Chelmon rostratus (copperband butterflyfish), 1244 nucleotides. RefSeq lists its product as uncharacterized. The record is from RefSeq and is a predicted model, not a curated record. Gene Ontology annotation, molecular function: zinc ion binding. The transcript is spliced from 5 exons. Bases 106 to 561 code for a protein of 151 amino acids. Lineage: Eukaryota; Metazoa; Chordata; Actinopteri; Chaetodontiformes; Chaetodontidae.